UUCCUAACGCGUGUAACAAUAAGAAAGAAAGGCAGAACGAAUGAAGUCUAACGUAUACUCACUCGUGCGUCAUAUCAUACGUCAGUGCAAGUACCACACGCUAAUACCAGUCCGUGUUGGAGAUUGUAAUUUCCAGCGAGAUUUCAUACUUCAUAGCAGGAAUUACAGAGAUAUGCUGCGCUCUCCGUCGCGCAUUUCUGACAUACAGAGAUUGCGGCAAAAGAUCAAGAAAAAAUCUAUCAAAUAUGUCUGCAGUGCGAACGUGUCGUUGCAGGUCCUGGGCAGCGGAGCUUGUGGUGCACCAAGAUGCGUUUAUCUAUCGGCAGGUAAUACUAGCUACAUCUUCAACUGUGGAGAGGGAACGCAGAAGCUGGCGCACGAGCACAAGUACAAACUAGUCAAGCUGGAACAUGUGUUUAUAACAUCAGCCAACUGGGACAACUUGGGUGGCAUGCCAGGAAUGUUGCUAACGAUACAAGAUACCGGAGUACAAAAGAUCCAUGUACAUGGACCCAAAGAUACCAUAGAGAUCUUUGACGCAAUCAAGAGAUUUGUGUCACUGCAAAAUUUAAGAGUUCACGAAGCCACGUGCGACGAGUCGCAGCCGUACACAGACCAGGUCAUGUCCGUUUCGUACAUUCCCAUUACAAAAUCGAUCAAGUACAAUAUGGGGUCUACCGAUUUAGGAGAGGAAGUGGUCGACAAUAUUAAUUACUAUGACUAUGUGACCAAAUCAAACACCAGAAAAAUGUUCGAAAGUAUAAAAGAGAAAAAGAGACAUCUUUCGACGAUUGGACAAAACUCUGAUAAGAAAUUGAUAUCACAAGUGAUGUCUUAUAUUUGCAAAUUGCAUCCGCGGCAAGGCAAACUGUCGCUGGAGGCAUGUGUGGAAAAGGGUGUGAAACCUGGUCCUCUACUCGGUCAGCUGAAAGCCGGUAAGGAUGUCACUUUGGAGGACGGCACGGUAGUUUUAAGCAAGGAUGUUUGCUCUCCGCCGACACCAGGUCCCACUUUCUUAGUUGUAGAUUGCCCGUCGGAGGAUUAUCUGGAAUCCUUUGUGAAUCAUCCUGCUUUUACGCGACUACAAACUGCGACAUUGAAAGAGGACGACGCGCCGUAUUGCGUCGUUCAUUUCACAUCGCAGAAUGUGAUGGAUGAUUCUCGUUACGUAGACUGGAUGGGAAAAUUUGGACCCUACACGCGUCACAUAAUCGUAAAUGAAGAGAACGAGUGUAUGGGUACCGAAGCGUGUCACAAGCAUCAGCAUAAACUCCACAUGCUGCAUCCCGAGAUAUUUCCCUUCUUGAACGAGGACUGCUUCCAGAAAAAAACACGGACAGGGGAUCCGUGCAUCAUACAUCGUCCCAGAACACAUCACACCAUCCAUCUGCAACCGGAACUAAAGUUUGAUACGGAGAACGAGGUAUCGCUGCAUCCGCAGGAAUAUAUAAACGAGAUAUUCGAGAUCGAUGGCUUUUUAGACGCGUUGGCGGAGCUACAGACCAACAUCAACGCCCAGACAAAAUCGUUAUCUAUUGUGAACGAUUACCCAAAGAUUCUUAUGUUGGGCACUGGCUCCAGCAUACCGAAUAAAGUCAGAAAUACGAGCGGUAUAUUGCUGCAAAUAGACGAGAGCCAUAGUAUGUUGUUGGAUUGCGGUGAGGGUACGUUCGGGCAGAUUGUCAAAUUUUACGGAAGAUCCGAGACGCAUAAUAUCAUGCAGUCAAUCAAGGCGAUAUACGUGUCACAUUUGCACGCGGAUCAUCACAUCGGAUUGAUUGACUUGAUAAAACAAAGAAGGAAAGUCACGCAAGAUCCUUUGUACCUGUUGGCGCCGGGACACAUCGUCGCGUGGUUGCAGUUUUAUCACAAACGCUUCGAACCUAUUUUGCAUCAAAUAACACUGAUAUCAAACAGCGAGUUCUUCAUGGACGUACAUAGACCGUCGGAGCAACAAUAUAAGAACAUGUAUAAAAACCUGAAUGUGCGAGUCGUGAGGACAGUAUACGUCAAGCAUUGUCCUUAUUCUUAUGGUGUUUCCAUAGAGCUCAAUAAUGGACAGAAAAUCGUUUACAGCGGCGAUACUAUGCCCUGCGAGAGUCUCGUGAAACUCGGACAAGACUGCGAUCUAUUGAUUCACGAAGCGACGAUGGAGGACGAUCUCGUAAAAGAAGCAAAGAUGAAGUAUCAUUCGACGGUGUCGCAGGCCAUACAAAUGGGUCAACAAAUGAGGUCGAAGUUUACGCUGUUGACGCACUUUAGCCAACGCUACGCGGCUAUACCUCACUUGCCACAAAGUGAGAAUGAUCUACGUAAUGUCGGUAUCGCAUACGAUAAUAUGCAGGUCAGCCUGUCGCAAUUGCCGCUAUUGCCUUUGAUGUACCCGACGUUAAAAUUAAUGUUCAACAAGCAUUAUGUCGAAUUGGAAGAACGAGCCGCUAAGCGACAGCGGUUGACGAAUCAGUGAUCAGUCUGAAAAGCAUUAUGAUUUAGCUAUCUUGUACAUCAUAAGAAAUACAUUUGUACAUAAUAAAGGACAAACUGCGUCCUGACGGACGUGAUAUCGAUAGCUGUUUAUCUUGUGAUCGAUAAUUGAUCACGAGUUGAAUUGAACCGAAUUUGCUAUUAGAAUUGUAGAAUUGCAAAGGUGCCUUUACAUAGGAGCAUCGAGUGUCAAGCGCGUUGAGCACAUGAGUAAUAUAUGGUGAGUUGUUGCUGAAACGCAAGAUUAUAUAUAAUUUGAUUGCUACUAAAUCAUCAGUUGAAUUUCGAGACAUUUAUCAGCAAUUCAGAAAAAAUUGUAAGACAUUACAAAAUGUCUAUUAUCGGCAUUAUUUA
Messenger RNA from Odontomachus brunneus, 2838 nucleotides. It is a transcript of the gene RNaseZ, whose product is annotated as ribonuclease Z, mitochondrial. Gene Ontology annotation, molecular function: 3'-tRNA processing endoribonuclease activity. Gene Ontology annotation, cellular component: mitochondrion. Bases 41 to 2467 code for a protein of 808 amino acids. The record is from RefSeq and is a predicted model, not a curated record. Lineage: Eukaryota; Metazoa; Arthropoda; Insecta; Hymenoptera; Formicidae. The transcript is spliced from 6 exons. Gene Ontology annotation, biological process: mitochondrial tRNA 3'-end processing.